AUGAUGACGAGCGUAAACGACGUCACGCUCGAGGAAGUCAAGCCUUUAAGCAGUGGUAGCGGUCCGGAACAGUGGAUUGAGAACCUACGAAAUGGUAAAUUACUGAGUGAACUAGAGCUUAAACAAGUGUGCGAGAUUGUCAAGAUGCUGCUGAUUGAAGAGUCCAAUGUUCAGCCUGUGAGCAGUCCCGUGACAGUAUGCGGUGACAUUCAUGGCCAGUUCUUUGAUUUGUUAGAGCUAUUUCGCUGUGGUGGUGAUAUCCAUGAUACUAAUUACAUCUUUAUGGGUGAUUUUGUGGACCGUGGACAUAAUAGUGUCGAGACGUUUGAGCUUUUAUUAUGUCUCAAGGCAUGCUACUCGGACCGUAUCACGCUCCUGCGUGGCAACCACGAGUGUCGACAGAUUACGCAGGUCUAUGGCUUUUACGAGGAAUGUGUGCGCAAGUAUGGCAAUGCCAACCCUUGGAAAUACUGCACAGAUGUGUUUGACUAUCUCAACUUGGCGGCCAUUAUUGAUGGACGCAUCCUGUGCGUGCACGGUGGUUUAUCGCCGGAGCUCCGUACGCUGGACCAGAUCCGGACAAUAGAGCGUCAGCAGGAGAUUCCACACGAAGGAUCAUUCUGCGACCUUAUGUGGUCUGACCCGGAGGAUAUAGAGACAUGGGCGAUGAGUCCGCGUGGUGCCGGCUAUUUGUUUGGUGCUAAGGUCACGCAAGAGUUCAACCAGAUUAACGGACUGGACCUCAUCUGUCGUGCCCAUCAGCUUGUGCAAGAAGGUUACAAGUACAUGUUCGACAAUAGUCUUGUGACGGUCUGGUCGGCGCCAAACUAUUGCUACCGGUGCGGUAAUGUGGCAGCCAUCUUGUCAUUUGAUGAGAAUCUCGAGCGUGAUUUUAAGUUGUUUCGUGAGGUUGCUGAAUCGUCGGAUGGCUUUAAUCAGCGUGCGCUGGUACCUUACUUCUUGUAA
Molecule: messenger RNA, 966 nt
Organism: Peronospora belbahrii
Lineage: Eukaryota; Oomycota; Peronosporomycetes; Peronosporales; Peronosporaceae
Source: the annotation of a GenBank genome assembly